This is a messenger RNA of Carica papaya (papaya), 1844 nucleotides long. Its product is annotated as O-fucosyltransferase family protein. The record is from RefSeq and is a predicted model, not a curated record. NCBI's taxonomy places the organism in Eukaryota, Viridiplantae, Streptophyta, Magnoliopsida, Brassicales, Caricaceae.
UCUUUGAUUUAUCAAUAUAAGCCGGCUAAGUAAAACUUUCCUCUGUUAAUGGCAGAUCUACUCCAUUUUACGAUCCCUCCAAAGACGCCAUUUUCCCUCACUUAAAAAGUUAAAACUUUUGCACAAUUAGGAUCUGUCUCCAGUUUCUUUUUUUUUUCUUUUCCUUUUUCCGUUUGAAACGAUGAACUUGUACAAUUCACAUAAUCAUCAACAUCAAUCGCAGAGAAUGGCUCUUGCAGGACUUUUCAUGAUUCUCUUACCGAUUUUCAUGCCUAAUCUAUUUGGCCCAUUGAGUCGCGCCUCACCUUCUCUGUUCUCUGAAUGGAAUGCUCCAAAACCUAGACAUCUGUCUCUAUUAAAAGGGGCUCUUAACCGUGAAUCUUCUAUCAAACAGCAGUCGGAGCUGUGGUCUCCCUUGGCCAACCAAGGAUGGAAACCUUGCGUGGAAUCUCCCAGCUUCCCUUCACUGCCAGAGAAGUCUCAAAGGUAUCUCCAGGUGUUCCUUGAUGGGGGUUUAAACCAACAAAGAAUGGGGAUAUGUGAUGCAGUUGCUGUUGCUAAGGUAUUGAAUGCAACGUUGGUGAUUCCACACCUUGAAGUAAAUCCUGUUUGGCAAGAUUUUAGUUCAUUCACAGAUAUUUUUGAUGUAGAUCACUUCAUUAGUGUCCUUCAUAACGAUGUGCAUGUGGUAAAAGAGUUGCCUCUUCAAUACUCUUGGAGUACAAGGGAGUAUUAUGCUACAGGUAUUCGAGCUACUAGAAUUAAAACAGCACCACUCCAUGCUUCCGCCAACUGGUAUCUGGAAAAUGUAUUGCCUAUAAUGCAGAGUUAUGGGAUUGCAGCAGUUGCCCCAUUCUCACACCGUUUGGCUUUUGAUAACUUGCCUGUGAAUAUCCAGCGAUUACGUUGCAAGGUCAAUUUUGAAGCACUAGUGUUUGUUCCUCAUAUAAGGACAUUAGGGGAGACCCUAGUUCAUCGCCUCCGCCAUCCUCCUGCAAACUUUCAGAAUUCAGGAGCUGGGUCCCUGCAGGAAGAAAGGCAUGCCUCAGAACGAGUGGGUGCUGAACAGUUUGUUGUUCUACAUCUUCGCUUUGACAAAGAUAUGGCUGCUCACUCAGCCUGCAAUUUUGGUGGGGGUAAAGCCGAAAAACUGGCUUUAGCAAAGUACCGCCAAACAAUUUGGCAAGGAAGAGUCUUAAAUUCUCAGUUCACUGACGAGGAGUUAAGAAAUCAAGGACGUUGUCCUUUAACUCCGGAGGAAAUUGGUUUGCUCCUUGCAGCUUUAGGCUUCGACAAUAAUACAAGAUUAUAUCUUGCUUCACACAAGGUUUACGGUGGAGAGGCGAGGAUUUCAACUUUGCGUAAACUAUUUCCCCUAAUGGAAGACAAGAAAAGUCUUGCCUCUGAAGAGGAUUUGGCCAAGGUUGAAGGCAGGGCUUCUUUGUUGGCAGCCGUUGAUUAUUAUGUGAGCAUGCAGAGUGAUAUCUUCAUCUCAGCUUCCCCAGGAAACAUGCAUAAUGCUCUGUUAGCACAUCGAGCUUACUUGAAUCUGAAGACCAUAAGACCAAACAUGGUGCUGUUGGGUCAUAUCUUCCUGAACAAGAGCAUGGGGUGGUCAGAGUUUCAGCAUCGAGUCAUCAAUGGGCAUAAAAAUAGACAGGGACAGAUCAGGUUGCGAAAGGAGAAGCAAUCCAUAUAUACAUAUCCUGCUCCCGAUUGCAUGUGUGAAGCUUAAAAUGAACUCAGACAUGGUAAUUCAUAAAGCUGUAAUUAACCAUUUUCAAACGUGAUUGUUGUUGAGCUAAUGUAGAUUCUAUUUUACGAUAUGAAUCUGUUUUUUACUA